Adineta ricciae is the source of this 2736-nucleotide messenger RNA. The record is from the annotation of a GenBank genome assembly. NCBI's taxonomy places the organism in Eukaryota, Metazoa, Rotifera, Eurotatoria, Adinetida, Adinetidae.
AUGACAACCGAACGCAUUUCUCCAAUACUUUCUCAGACCAUAUCGAAGCCUUAUCAUCGGCGUCAGAAAGCGAAGAAAAACAGUGAUAAUGUUUCUCCAACAAAUCCAACUGACUGGACUAUACGCUUUUGUAUUGUUGGUUCGGCAUGUUCAAAUCAACAGUUAUUAGCUGCACUUGAAGAUCGGUAUGUCUACGAAUGUAUCAAUGACGAACGACAAGCCAUUCGAACACUAGCUGAAACGAAAGCAUUAUUAGCUCAACGUCAAUUACGUAUUUACAUAGUUGAUUCGUUUGACGAUUGUAUCUUUCAAUAUAUCAAAGAAAAUGAAGAUAUUUAUACCAUUAGUUCCGAACUUGUGCUAUCAUGUGCAGAGAGAGAAAUCGAUAUUCCUGUUCCAAGAAGAAAUCGGCCUUUGUAUUGUCAACAUUUAUCAUCAGCUGUAAUAUGCUUUGUGGGAAUUCGCAGAGAUACACAUACGGAAUUCAGUGAUUAUGUUCAUUAUCUUGGUGGAUCGGUUCGAAAGGAUUACAGCGAUCAAGUAACUCAUGUCAUCUCUCAUGCCAAUAUCGGUGAAAAGUAUCUGACUGCUUUUAAUAUGGAACGAAGUGAGAUUUUAACCGAAGACUGGCUAUUACAUUGCUGGAGCCAGCGAGAUAAUCGACAAUUUGAUCCGUUUGAUGCCGAAUUUCUUCGAAUGCAUCGUGCUAAGCCACUGCACAAUCUUAAUUUGUUCUUUUUUGGUUUUAACAAUGAAAAUGAAUUACAACAUCUACAUAGUUUGACUCAAGAGAAUGGUGGAUUUGUCACUAAUGAAAUAAAUGAAGCAACACAUGUCGUCGUUUCGGACACCAAUCUAUUUAUAUCUACCUUUCCAUCUUACACACGGAGACAUCGUCAAUAUACCGUUCAUGUGCAGUGGUUUUGGGAAUGUUUAUGUCUAAUGGGCAAAGCUGAUGAAUCUAUGUAUGCAGUGAAUCUAACGAAUAAUCAAACGACGACAACGACACCAGAUUCAUCGCUGUUGUUACUUUCACCAUCGACACACGGUGAUAGUCCCUUACUGGAUACUUCAUUGAACACGACUGUUAAACGAAAACGUCGUCAUAAACAUUCUUAUAUAGCAGAUCAAAUUGAUAUUACACCGAAUUCCAAACGUUUUAACAAUAGCAUCAAUGAAAAUGACGAGGAAUGUCUUCUAGAAAAGCCACAGCCGAGUAUGAAGAAAGACAACAAACAAUUGAUUGGUAUGGAGUUGCGAGAGACCGAACGAAACUACGUAACCAUGUUAUCCAACAUCAUUCGAAUUUUCAAAAACGAAAUGGAAAAAGAUGAUCGUCGAAACGGUCCUAUUCUCACUAAAGUAGAAAGUACCCAAAUCUUUGGAAAUAUUGAAGAAAUCUAUCAUCUCCAUCUGUCCAUCGCUGAACAACUUGAUCAUGCUAUCAAUGAAGAUGAAUGUAUUGGCUCAGUAUUCUUAGCCAAUUCAAUAGAACUCUUACGUGUUUAUCAACCCUAUACCAAGUUCUAUGAUAAAACGAUCGAAGCGAUUCAUACACUGGAAAAGACCAAUUCCCGAUUUUAUGCAUAUCUCAAAAUUUGUGAACAUAAAUCCGAAUUAGGCAAACAACAUCUAGCUGAUCUGAUGAUUCGACCGAUCCAACGUCUACCCAGUAUUUUGUUAUUAUUAGAACGUUUGCUCAAAUAUACAUCAGUAACGCAUGUGGAUUAUCAGUUGUUGAUCAACUCAUUGGAUAAGUUACGUGAAAUUGCAAAGAAGCUUAACGAAGAACGUGGAAAAACAGAAAAGCAUCUAUCCAUGUUCAAUAUCGUCAAUAGUAUCGAUAACUGUCCACCCGAACUACUGGCGGCACAUCGUGAUUACAUCGAAAAAUUUCAAGUCAUCGAACUUUCACAAGAACUGACAACGACACGAACACAGCUCAUUUUGUUUCUAUUUUCUGAUUGUCUCGAGCUAACUAAACUACGUGUGAAUACAUGGAAAACGCCCGGUAUGAAACCUUCCAAAUCAUACAAACACGUUGCAUUGAUUCCUCUGAGUGAUAUUCGAAGUUUAUACGACAUCACUCCAACGGGAUUAACAUUAGAUGAAACUGAACAAUUUGGAAUACUUUGUUCCAUCGAUGGUCAAACACGUCAACUGAUAUUUCGUAUCAUUAAUGGCAAUACGAGUAGCAAUAGUAGUGCUAGCAAUAAUCAUUCCAAAUCCUUUUUUACUGAUUCAAUGUCAUCCUUAUCAUCAAUAUCAACUGUAUCCAGUUGUACUCGACAUGGAAAUACAAAAAAUGAUGUACUCUAUCAUUUAGCAAAAGCUAUCUCCGAUGAUCGAUGUUUACUCGAUACAUCUUCACUGAUACAUCCAAUCCAUCAUUCGAAUAGUAGUCAUCAUAUGUAUUGUUCUCAAACAUCGUUGGAAUAUUCCGAAAUCGAUUCCAGUUCACGUUCAACAAGUAGUUUGAACUUACUUGGUUUAGCAUUAAAACGUGGGCUACAUAAGGCAAACAAACGAUUAAGUCGAGCUUUUUCAUUCAGUCCAGAGCUUAAUAAAAGUUUGAUAAAAAAAAGUAAUAGUCCGAUAAAUGGCUCACAAGAUGAUCGAUCGACUAGUUUCGAUUCGACUAAACGAAUGAGUGUCUCUUCCCGACAAGAAUCCUUCAUCACCGCUAUUCAUCCUUUAACUUGUUCGCCAUUUAUGCAAUCGAUUCAAGAACACUGA